This is a messenger RNA of Lolium rigidum, 312 nucleotides long. Its product is annotated as early nodulin-93-like. The record is from RefSeq and is a predicted model, not a curated record. Lineage: Eukaryota; Viridiplantae; Streptophyta; Magnoliopsida; Poales; Poaceae. Bases 1 to 312 code for a protein of 103 amino acids. The transcript is spliced from 2 exons.
AUGCCUUUUUUUAUGUUUUCUUCAGAGGCAACGCUCGCCGGAGCAAAGGCAGCCGCAGUCGCCACGGUCGCAUCUGCAGUUCCGACGUUAGCGAGCGUGAGGAUGCUGCCAUGGGCCAAGGCGAACCUGAACCCCACCGGGCAGGCCCUCAUCGUCUGCACCGUCGCCGGGAUGGCCUACUUCGUCGCCGCCGACAAGAAGAUCCUGGCGCUGGCGAGGAGGCACUCGUACGAGCAGGCUCCCGACCACCUCAAGGACACCUCCUUCCCUGGCGCUGCUGCUCAUCGCCGUCCAGCAUUCUUCAGGCCAUGA